GUCCCAAAAUUGCACCACUCAGUUCGAGUGGUUCAAGGCCGAGCUGGCAAAGGUGCCAGCGAGUGACUGGCUUAUUGUGGUUGGACACCACCCGGCUGAUGAAAUGGAUGUGGAGGAUUUUGUGGCGCCGAUGGUGCAGCAUGGCUUCGAUCUCUAUUUGAAUGGUCACACUCACCUACUGAACCACUACACCAUCAAUGGAGGUGGCGCUUACGUCACAAGCGGUGCUGGUGCGAUGGUUCGCACUAAGGAUCAGGAUGACGAGGAGUCCCACCUGGUCACCGGAAAGGGCUCGAAAAAGGUUCAACUCGUGUGGGAGGAGAAGGUCGCAGGCUUCACGUUGCACACCUUCUCGUCCGACUUCAAGGACUUGAAGACCGACUACAUUUCUUAUACCGGGGACAUCCUGCAUUCCUUCAACGUGACGCGUGGAUCCGGGAGCACGCAGAUUGCUGCUCUGACUAUUCGAAGUCUUGUGCUGGGCCAUCCAGAGGCUCAUGCAAGGAGUUUGGCUGUGGCAGGUUCAACCCCAAGCAGAGCUGCCAGUGCAACUCUUACUGCGAGGAGCACAAAGAUUGUUGCUCAGACUAUCACACCACUUGCGGGGGCGUUGAGACGGUCAUCUGAGCUGGGAAGCGUAACGUAG
Messenger RNA from Symbiodinium necroappetens, 646 nucleotides. The record is from the annotation of a GenBank genome assembly. Lineage: Eukaryota; Dinophyceae; Suessiales; Symbiodiniaceae.